AUGGUUUAUUUCUAUUUUGAAAUAAAACAUAAAGAAGAUAGAGGAAGAGAAUUUUUAAUGGUAGAGGUUUCAUUGGGAGGUGAAUAUGAACAGUGGAUUGCACCUGCAACCGAAACAGAUCACUGGAUUGGGUGCCGUUUAAUAGAGUUAUACAAAAACGCCCGCUUUAAAAGAGCGGAAAAUGGAAGAUACUCGAUGUUGAUCCACGGAGACAUAUCAAGUAUUUACAGUGUUACGAGUGAACAUCCAACGAGAUAUGUUUGGUUUUAUCGAGAUGGCCUUGGUGGCGACGGAAUUUGUCUCGAUGAUAGUGGUCCUUUUUAUAAACUAUUAAAGGGUGAGGAUCAACAUCAACAACAACAACAACAACAACAAUUCAUAUCACCCCAAGCCUUUUCACCACAAGUCCCACCACCAAAACAAGUCAAGCCAACAACCAACCUAACUACAACUAAAGCAAAUGAUGAAAUUGGCGUUGAGAGUAUUACUAUUGGAACCAAACAAUUAGAAAUCAAUCAAAACCAAACUCCAUUAACCAGAGACGGUUGGGACAAGAAGACCAAAACAGUGUCGUCGGUCAAUCUAGAGAGGGACAAGAUAAGUUCAAAAAAGAGCUUUCAAGUCAUUAUGGUUUAUCAUUUUGGCUUCCCUUUCAAAAUUUAUAUUGACCUCUCAUUUCAAGUAUUAGAAUUUGUAGCAGAUAUAAAUAUUAUUUCUUUCUAUAUGCCUCUUUUAUAUUUUAAAAUAUUGAGCGAGCUUAUUGCAUUUGAAUAUCAAUUAGGGGGUCGGUAUAAUAUCCAAACUCUCAAUCAAGACAUACACAAACUCUUUUGUGACAAGUAUAAUCUAUCUCGUGCAUUCACUUUUCCCAGCAAUGUUACCGAGUUUACUACACUACCAUCAAAAGGACCAAAAAAGGAUCGUACAUACAUGUUAAAGGUUUGUACAUUAGUUACUACUAUCUUUGAUUUUGUAAAGGUCAAAGUUUCAUUGGGAGGUGAUCAUCAAGAGUGGAUUGCACCUGCAGUUGAUACAGACCACUGGGUUUGGACCCGUUUAAAUGAGGUAUAUCAAGGUGCCAGAUUUCAAAGGAUGCGAUACGUAGAUAGAUACUCAAUGUUGGUUCAAGGGGCAUUAUCAAGCAUUGAAUAUGUUUCGUGUAAUAAUUCAAACAAAACAAUAGUUUUGCGUCGUAAUGGUUUGUGUGUUGAAGUUGUCGAGUUAAAAGCCACUAUUGUUAAUUGUAGCCCGAUUGGCGGUUCUAUUGUACGUGAUAUCAAAGGAAAUCUUAGCAAAAAACUUUGUUCUUUGUUAACGGUAAAGAAAUCAUUGCCAAGAAUCAACCAGUCUCUAGCCCUUCACCCAUUAAAUAUUUCUUUUUAUCACAAUCCCUUUGAUACCAAUGAAGUCAGGUUUGUUGAUUGUGACCCUUUUCAUAAACUAUUGGCUGGAGAGGAUUAUUGGAGUGUUCAGGAUCAAGUAUUGCCACAAGACUCGACACUAAAUCAAAAUGGAGAGUCCACUGUUGAGGGCAUUCAUGAUACCGGUAACCUACAAACAACCACUACGACUACAACUAAAUCCAAUAAUGACUUUGAGAAUAUUAUUUCAAUAACCAAACAAUUAGAAAUCAAUCAAAAUCAACUUCUAUCAACAAGAGAUGAUUGGGACAAAAAUACCAAAGAAGUUGUGGUGGGUCCAUCUAGAGAGGGACAAGAAAAGUUCAAAAGAGAUCUUUCAAGUCAUUAUGGUUUAUCAUGUAUGGCAACAGGUUCUUCACUCGCAUGUAUCAUAGAAGCAUGUCACAUCUAUCCAUAUUCAAAAGGUGGUAUGAAUUUAGUGUCUAAUGGAUUGUUGUUAACGGUCGACCUUCAUCGACUUUUGGAUGCUGGCAAAUGGAUUCCAGAAAUCGACCAAGCCAACAAAUGCUAUAUUAUUAAAUUGGGUGAAGAGAUGGCAAAUGAAGAAAGAUAUAAACACCUAAACAACACAAAAUUGGGUGGCUCCAAGAAUAGUUCAAAGAUCUAUGCAACAAUAUCUAUAGCAAAUUGGGUGCAUUUACGAAACAUCAAUCCAUUCUAA
Messenger RNA from Cavenderia fasciculata, 2082 nucleotides. RefSeq lists its product as uncharacterized. NCBI's taxonomy places the organism in Eukaryota, Evosea, Eumycetozoa, Acytosteliales, Cavenderiaceae. The coding region runs from base 1 to 2082 and encodes 693 amino acids. The record is from RefSeq and is a predicted model, not a curated record. The transcript is spliced from 7 exons.